AUGAUUUUUACUCCAGCUUCUUAAUAGGAAAAAGCAACUUUAGAGAAAAUAGGAGAAUUUCUUAUGGGUUUAAGCAAAAAUGUUCUUAAACAAGGAAGUUCUAUUAGUUUACCAAAAUUUUUAUAAGAUUUAGAGCUUACAUCAAAUGAACUAUGUUAUAUGCUUUAAGCUAGAGAUUAAAAUGAUUAUAGUCAUGCUAUAAAUAGAUAUACGUAAGUUUGGAAGGAUGUAUUGAAAUCAGUUUAGAAUAUCAAUCAAAUGUAAACAGAAGGGGAACAUGAACUUGAACCAUUGUCUAGAGCAGAUUUGAUGUAACGAAUGAAAAAGAGAAUGAUGGAAGGAGGUCAAACUGGUAGGUUAGGAGGAGCUAGAGUUGGUGGCUUCUAAUCACCGUUAACAGAAAAUGAGCGAAUAAAGAAUCGUUAAUUAAGUAGCAAAAACUCAAAUAUAUUGCCAUCUAUAAGAUUGAAUUCUUUCGAUCAACAGAAUGAUAGAACAUUUAAUAAUUCAUCAAGAAUGUAAUAUGAAUUAGAUGAUCAUCAGAAAUGUAUCUUAAAUGAAGUUUUAAAACAAAGUAAUAAAUUAAAUGUGUAAAUUGUUAUGAAACGAUAUGAUCCAAAAAUAAAGUUAUGCAUAUCAUAAGGAACAGAUACAAAUCUUGAUAUUUUAGAAGUUAUGAGAAAUUUUAAGAAGGUAUAUUAUUAAUAUAAUUGUAAAGGAAUAUCAUGAAAGUAAAUUAUAAGAGAUUGUAAAAGAAAGUGAUAAACAUAGUAUGGAAUUAUAGAAAUUUCUAAAUGAAAGAAUUGAUUAUAGAUAUUCUUUAUAAACUUAAUAGGUAACUGAUAAAUUAAAGGGAGUACAUAAAUAAAUGAUUUAAAAGACAAUGGAUAUUGAAACUGUAAUAUUAGAUACUUAAAAAUAACAAAUAUAAUAAGACAUGAUACCUAACAUUUUAAAUGAAUUCAUAGAUUAUAUAAAUGAGAGUUAUCAAAAUGUAUAACAUGAGACAUAUAAAGUAUUAAUGAAAUUUGUAUCGGGAUUUAUAGUUAGAAGAGUUAAAUAAGAUACUGAAAAGAAAUUACCUUAAUAAAAUUCAUAAUAAUUAUUGUCCAGUUCAAAUAAAGAACGUAAAGGUCCACCUCUUAGAAGAGCUGAUAAUACAGAGUAAUUGUAAAAGGAAUUAUCAAAUAAAAAUGCAGAAUUGGAUAAAAAAUUUAUGGAGAAUGCAGAAUUAUGGAAUAAAGUUAGGUAAAUGGAAAACUAAAUUAUGUAAUUAAAUAUUGAAAUUGAAUCAACUAAAAUUGCUGAAAAGACUAUAGAGUAAGAACGAACUUAACUCUUAUAUGAUAAAUAAAAAUUAGAAAAAUAAUUAUUAGUAAUAAAUAGUAAAACAUUUUAAGAUCAAGCAAUUCAAGUCUCAGAUCAAACUAUGCAAUAAUAAAUAUAGAAAUUAUAAAAAGAGAAUUAAGAAUUAUAAUAAAGAUUAUAUCAAUUAACAGGAGAAUUAAAUAAAAAGAAAUCAAUACCAGCAGAUUAAAAAAGCCUAUAAAUGGAUUUUGGUAAUAGUUAAGAUCAAUCUAAUAAAGAUUCACCAAGAGCUAAUAGUAAGGUUAAAUCUUAAUUUGAUUUUCCUCAAGAUGAAGAUAAUAUUUCAAUUGGAUAUCGUGGAGAAUCAAAUAGAUAGAUUUAGUAUAGUGAUUAUACAAAAAGAUAAAGUACUGAUGUUGUAUAUAGAAUGAGUUUUACACAACAUAUUCAAUCUUAAAAAGAUUAAAAGAUUUCAAAAAACAAUAAUCAAACAUCAGAUUCAUAAUAAAAUAAAAGAGAUUUAUUACAUUCAUCUACAGAACUUCAUCCAUCCAAAUAACCUAAUAAAUAAACUACACUUGAUUAAAAGUCAAUAUAAGAAUUAGAUGAAGAGUAAAUGCAAAAAAGUGGAUUGUUAUUUUAAUAACAAUCAUAACAAUAAAUCAGAAAAAGUGUAUCUCCUAAUAAUGAUAAUUCACAAUUAUUAAGAAAAAUGAGUUCAAUCUCAAAAUCUGAUUAAUAAUUAACUUCCUCUAUUGUAAGAAAGUCUACUGUUAAUUAAAUGAAGAUGGGUGAUUCAACUAUCCCAGAUAUUGAUUUAACUUAAGCUUAAACUAUUUAAGAUACAUAAAGGACAACAUCAGGUAGAAAAUUAACUUUGACUGAAAGGAAAAAUGAUUCAAGUCCUACAGAUAGAAGAAUAUAAACUGAAUUUUAUGAUUAAUCAUAAUUUCAAUAAGGAUAAUAAAAUACUCAAAUUACUAAUACUCCACAAUAAAAUAAAUAAAUUAGAGGAAAUAAAAAAUCUGAAACUCUAUUAUCAAAUAAAACAAAAAAUAAAUUUCCCAGAAAAUCAACUGAUACAAUAAGAGAUAUUCAAGAAGAUUAAUAAUCUGGAAUAAUUUCAAAUAGAGGAUCAACUAGAAUAAUAGAAAAUAAUAAAACAAGGAUACAUUUAAUUAAAGAAGAAGAUGAAGUCAGUAGACAUUCAAAAUCUCGUAUUUCUUCAUAAUAAUCUUCAUAAUCACAUAUAAGAAGAUCAAGUACUACCAUUUAAUAACCAAUUAAAAUGGCUAUAAAAUUAAAUGAUGAAAAUCCAUCUGAAUAUAUUGCAUAAUGGAAAUAAAGAAUGGUAGAAUAAGAAUAAUAAACAGAUAUUGAAUUAUUAACUAAUUUUAUAGAAAACUUCAUUUUAAAUAUGGGAUUACCUAAUGAAAUUUAAUAGAAACUUAUUGAAGCAAUUCCUGUUAUGAUUUAAUAAAGAAAUUUAAAUUAAUCUUCUGAAGAUUAAAAUGCUUUGAUUAAACAAUAAUAAUCUUUUAGAAAUGUUGUUCAAAAAUAUGGAUUUGAUACUGAAAGAGUGAGUUCUACUUAAACAAAAAAUCAUAGUAAAUAAUAAUCUUAAGAAUCUCUAUUAAAAUAUGAAUCAGAAGAUGAUUAAGCAUAAAUGGGAUCAAAAUAAGGAUCAUAGAAACAAAUGGAUACAUAAAGAAGUCAAAAUUUAAAUUAAAAUUUUAAAUAAAAAUCAACUAAAUUUUAUUAAGAAAAAUAAAAGAAAGAUUCUACUAUUUAAAGGUAACCUUCCAGAUAACCUAUAGAUCCAUAAGAAUAAUUUGAUUAAGAUGAAGCUUAAUAUAUUUUUAAUAUGGCAGCUGAUUUAAAUAUAGAUUAAGUAGAUUAGUUGUCUUAUGAAGAGAUGGUAAAAUCAAUAUAGAAUUAAGAAAAUGAUGGUAAAUAAUUACAAAUAAUCAAACCUAAUGAAUUAAAAGGAGAAACUUUUUUAAGAACAUUAUUUAAUCAAAUUUAAAAUAAAAAAACUAAAGGAAUUGAAAAUGUAUAAGAAUUACUUAGAAAAUAUUAUAAAAAAGGAAAGCAUGAAAACAUAACUUAUUAUGAAUUCAAAGCUUUCUAUUAAAGAUUAGCUGCCAUUCAUAAAAUGUGUGGAUAAGAUAUGUUAUGUAAUCAUUUAUAAAGAUUUAUAAUGAGAUUAGGAUACACAUGUUCCAUAUUUUCCAAAAGACAAGUAAUUUAUAUUAUUAACUUAUUUAGUUAUUAAAAACUAGUACUUCAGUAAUAAAACCUUUCAAUACUACUGAAGAUAUGACAACCCAAUCUAAAUUGACUAAUACUCAUCAUAAUUUAGCUUAAAGUAGAUUUACUAGUCAAUAAUUUUAUAUGUCAGAAGAAUAAUUUUAUUGA
Paramecium primaurelia is the source of this 3726-nucleotide messenger RNA. Lineage: Eukaryota; Ciliophora; Oligohymenophorea; Peniculida; Parameciidae. The record is from the annotation of a GenBank genome assembly.